AUCAAGAAUGGCAUUUUCCAUUAAUUUUUUUUGCUUGAUUGAGGUUUUAAAUACAUACUGAAUAUCCUUACAUUUUUUCACAUAAAAGCCUGAACGAUUACAAAUAUCACUCUGUUUGUUAAUGCCCUCUGCAGCCAUGUAUGGAUGACAGUACGUGACAUAUAUAAAGACAAUUCUUAUUUGUUUUAAAGUCAGUUUUCCAUUUUUGAAAUUCUAGUUCACUAGAAAAGUGAAGAUCUCCUUGUUCUAUUUUAUUAGCAUGAUAUUCUUCAAAAUGAAGAAUUAAAUUGGAUUUUACAGAACUUUCGUUACAAAAACUGUACUUACAGUUUCCAUUCCUUUUUCCAAUGUCAAUGUCUUUUGUAUGAAUUUUUUUAUGUUUACUAAGAUUUUGUAAAUGUGAAAACUUUUUGAACCAAAAUAAUAUCCCCUAUCUUUCUGUAUACAAUAAUAGCCAAGAAGCACUAAAUAGAAGUUUUUUCCUUACCUGGAUGAAACUUAUGCCCGGUUGCACCAACAGAUCCUAAGCUUAAGUCGAGAAUAUCAUAAGAAUUAAUAUAAUAUAAUUAUAAUAUAUUACAAUAAGAAUACCAUAAUAUAGUAAUAAAUAUAAUUGAUAAUAAGGUAAGAAUCUAAAAUUAUGGUGCAACGUAAAUGAUACUCAAGGAGGCCCUAUCUAUAAGUAGAGCUUAGCUAAGCUUGAGCUUAAGAUAUGUUGGUGCAACCAGGCAUUAGUGACAUGCUUUUUAAAUUCUAAUAUUUAGAGAACUUUUUUAGUUUUGAGACAUCUGUUACAAAAUGCAAUACACUUGAAUGUUUUGUUGUGUGCAAUUACAUAUUUGUCGAGUUGAUCUAAAAUUACAAGAAAUAAUACAAUAUAAUGACAAUAUGUAUAACAAAGAGAAAUCUUUAAUAUAUUCCAUUAUAUAUUCCUAUUUUAGCAAAACUGGUUUAAAAUAAUAGUAGGUAAUAGUUAGUAAAUAAUAAUCUUAACCUCAAAAUAUUGUAGGCCUUUUUAUCUAUAUACUAGAACUAGAUUAUUCUGAAAGCAAUUUAUGAUAUUAUGCCUGUCUUGUGUUAAAAAUGAAUAACCAUUUUCAAUUUUUUUUAAUCAAAUAAACAAAUUUAAACAAAUAAACAUUUUUUUAAUCUUAUUAGUGUUUGAAUCAUGUUUGAAUUUCGCGGCAUUUUAUUUUACAUUGGAAUAGAACUGUCACAACUUUGACCUUGUGGAAGCCAAGGAGCCAAAAAUUUUAUAAUUUCUAGACGCGAGUUUUUGCGUGGUAGUACUAGAACUAGACCAUUAAUAGUAGAACUUUAGUUAUGGAACUUAUAAACAAUUACAAAGUUUUUUUUUAUCUCUUAAUUAUUUCAGAUUCAGGAGCUAUGAGCUUAAGCCCAGAUGCACCUCAGGUACGGCUCUUGAAUAUUCAAGUCUAUAUUCACGGAUCCUGGCCGGAUAGCCCUGGCAGCUAAGGCCAUUUAAAUGAAGAGAAGAAGAAGAUCAAACAAAGGUUGGAUGAAUGCUCUGAGUGCAACUGUUUUUUAAAAAUAUAAAAUUAACUAACAAUAAUAAAAAAAUUAAACUAUUAAAAGUUAAUAAUUGUAUGCAAAAAUGUAGUUACCUACUGUUAAGGGACGUUAUUUCAAUACCUGUUUUUGAAAUACUACUUAUAAAAAUAUUUGACAUUUAAGUAAACCCUCAACUCAAACACAGGAAUCAUGCCCAAAAGAAAAAGAGAAUAUAAUUUUAAAUCUACAAAAGGUGGUAAGAAUAAUGGAGAAAAUUCUCAAUCAGAAUUUCAACGUUUACGCCAUCCACGUGGACUUAAAGGCAGACAAAUUGGUUUAUGGUACGCCCAACAUAACAAGCUUAGGCGGAAUACACAAACACAGCCUCCACAACGUCCACAUGAAAAACCCUUAGGAAAAAUUAUCAUUUCUGAAACUAAAGUAAGACAAAUUCGAGAAUUUUUACUAACUACUUCAUUAGAGAGCGAAUUUGUCAAUGACAUAAAUAUAGAAGAAUCUGCAUUUAAGAUGUCCUAUUUAUCAAAUAUAAGAGGUAGUAUAAUAGACAAACUUUCUAAGUGUUGUACAACUGCUCCGCAUAAUUCUGAUUUAGAUAAUAGACUAUAUGAUGAAUACCAGCAUAUGGUAAAUAUCCCUUCAUAUAAGAUAAUGAAAGUGAACCGCGAAAAGCUUCCUGCUUAUUCUAUGAAAGAACAGCUGAUAAAUAUGAUUAAUAAAAAUCAAGUGGUAUUGAUUAGUGGUGAAACGGGAUGUGGCAAAACUACACAAAUUGGUCAGUUUAUUUUAGAUAGUUUUAUUGAAAAUAGAAUGGGAACAAGAUGUCAGAUUAUCUGCACACAACCCAGAAGGAUUAGUGCUAUUGCAGUAGCUGAAAGAGUUGCCCAAGAACGUGUUGAGGAAUUAGGUCAAAGUGUUGGGUACCAAAUAAGACUUGAAAAGAAGUUACCAAGAGAUACCGCCUCCAUAUGUUUUUGUACAACUGGUGUAGUAUUAAAAAAAAUGGAAGAUGAUCCUUCUUUGUCUAGAGUUUCACAUCUUAUUAUCGAUGAAAUUCACGAACGUGCAAUCCCAUCUGAUUUUUUACUUACACUCCUGAAAGAAGUACUAAAGAAGCGGACUAAUUUAAAAGUGAUUCUUAUGAGCGCCACUUUAAAUGCCGAGGAGUUUUCCAAGUAUUUUGACAAUUGUCCCCAUAUAUGUAUUCCCGGUUUUACUUUUCCAGUCCAGCAAUACUUUUUAGAAGAUGUACUACAAGUAACUAAAUUCACAUUUUUUUCAGAAAAGUCAAAAAGAGAUUUCAAAUAUGUAAGACAUCAGAGUGAAGAAGAGCGUGAAUUUGAUAAAUAUAUUUUGCCUCAAAUAAAAAUAAAAGCUGCCGAAAAACAAUAUGAUAGAGAAGUGUAUGAACAACUAUGUAACCCUAAAAGCGAAGAUUUAAAUUUGAACCUAGUAUUAGCAUUACUUGUCAAAAUUUGUCAAAAAGAUGCAAAGGCAAUUUUAAUAUUCCUACCAGGCCUGACUGAUAUCUCUGAUCUUAAUAAGUCUAUUAAAAACUCAAAGCUUUUUGACCCAAAUAAAUAUCUGAUAAUUCCUUUACAUUCGAAGAUGCCGACAGUAGAUCAGAAACAAAUUUUCAAUCCUGCCCCACACGGAAUGAGAAAGAUUAUUAUCUCUACCAACAUUGCAGAAACUUCUAUUACAAUAGAUGAUGUUACACAUGUUAUAGAUUGUGGCAAAAUUAAAAUGUCUGAUUUUGAUGUAGCCACUAAUACGGAAACACUGAAAACAAGAUGGGUAAGUGUAGCAAAUGCAGAUCAAAGAAAGGGUCGUGCCGGUAGAGUACAGGCAGGUACAUGUUAUCAUCUAUUCAGUACAUAUAGGAAAAAGCUUUUGGAUUUAUACCAGAAACCUGAAAUUCUUCGCACAAGAUUAGACGGUACUAUCUUACAAGCAAAAAUAUUACAACUUGGUAAAGUUAAUGAAUUCUUUACUAAAUUAAUGAAUCCUCCAAGUGCCGAAUCUUUAUCGCUAGCACUGGAUCUACUUAAAAGAUUAAACGCUUUAGACGAGAGUGAAAAUUUAACGCCGCUAGGGUACCAUCUAGCAAAAUUACCCAUGUCUCCGCAGAUAGGAAAAAUGGUAUUAUUUGGAGCUAUAUUCAGCUGUUUGGAUCCAAUUCUGUCCAUUGCUACUUCUUUAGAUUUUAAAGACGCUUUUCAGAUUCCAUUAGGAAAGGAAAAACAAGCAGAUGCUAAAAAAAGAGAACUGGGAAAAGGAUUUAUGAGUGAUCACAUUGUUUUGCACAUAGUAAUGGAAAAAUAUGAAAAAAUGAAUAAUACAUCUUUUUGUUAUGAUUAUUUUUUAAGUUCUUAUAUUUUAAAGCUACUAAAGAAGCUGAAAGAACAAUUUAUGGGAUAUCUUCUUGAAUUAAAAUUUGUAUCAGAUUUGAAUCCAAAAAAUGUAGUCAAUAAUGUAAAUUCGGGAAAUAUCAGUUUAGUAAAAGCUGUUGUUUGCGCUGGUUUAUUCCCAAAUGUUGCUAUCGCUAAACAAGAUAGCAGGGGAAUAGUUAGGCAUCUGUAUUCUCCAGACAGACAAACAAGAUACGAAUUCCAUUUGAAAUCAAUACUUACUGUAAAUCAACCUUUCCCAUCGCCUUUAAUAGUAUAUUAUUCAAAAUUAAAAACUAGCAAAGAAUAUAUUCAUGACGCAACAAUGAUAUAUCCUUUACCUCUUAUUUUCUUUGGAGAUCAGUAUAAAGCAUUAACCGAAUCUAAUAAUUUUUUCAUAACAGUUUCCAAUUAUUUAAGAUUUUCUAGCAACGUUUUCACAUAUCAGCUGAUAACAGAGCUAAGAAAUAAAAUGAAUUGGUUCUUAGAGUAUAAAAUUACUUCUCCAGGUGUUGUAGACUGGACUAAUCCUAGUGACAAUCUUAAUAUUUUACAAGCUGUUGUCGAACUUAUAACUGCUGAAGAUAUAGGACAAAUUGAUUCAUUUGAUGAUGAAGACUGGGAUAAUCAAACAGCGAGUUUAGAACAAUACCCUCCAUAUUUUUACAAUUUGUGAGUUUGGUUAAAUUUUGUAAAUUAUUAAUUACUUAUUAAAACCAUUGUUUUUUAUAUAUUA
This is a messenger RNA of Diabrotica virgifera virgifera (western corn rootworm), 4656 nucleotides long. Its product is annotated as ATP-dependent DNA/RNA helicase DHX36-like. The record is from RefSeq and is a predicted model, not a curated record. Lineage: Eukaryota; Metazoa; Arthropoda; Insecta; Coleoptera; Chrysomelidae. Gene Ontology annotation, cellular component: nucleus; intracellular anatomical structure; cytoplasm. Gene Ontology annotation, molecular function: ATP binding; DNA helicase activity; G-quadruplex RNA binding. The transcript has 2 exons. Bases 1723 to 4596 code for a protein of 957 amino acids.